AUGCACUUUACAAUAGUAGGUCUAAUAUGUUGGUUAGUAUUGGCUGUCGGACCAGCCGCUGCUUCCAACAACAAUUGUGAUUUUGUUAAAGGAAACCACGGCUCCGGUUCUUUUGAACCCAUCAAUGGUUGUCCAUGCUUGGAUUUCUCCUUCCGUUCCCAGAAUACCAGAACAAUGCCUUAUAAUAUUGAACUUGAAAAUGUCAAAUGGGUGGAAAGCAACAUUUACACUGUUACUUUACAUGUCACCGGUCAGAAACAGAUUCCAUUGAAAUCUCUAUGGUCUUUGAAAAUCAUUGGCGUCAAUUCACCAGAUGGUUCGACUUUCCAAUUAUUUGGAUACAAUGAAAAAACUUACUUAAUUGAUAACCCAACGGACUGGACUGCCACCUUCCGUGUUUAUGGUCAAGCCGAUUCCAAUGAUCCAUCGAUUGUUUGGAUGCCUACCUUUCAAAUUCAAUAUGAGUACUGUCAAGGUAGUGCUGAUUGUUCUGAUUGGUCUUAUGGUACAACCACCUUCGAUUUAAUCACUGGCUGUAACAACUAUGAUAACUACAAGAGAUCUCAAACAGAUGCGGGAAGUUAUUUCUGGCCAGCUCAAUUGAGUGGUGAAACCAAAUAUCCUCAGAGCUAUCCAUGUGAGAAGCCUACCUCUACUUUAGCCUCGAGCUCUUCCACUUCCACCAGUUCAACGAGUAGCUCUGCCAGCUCCACUAGUACUAUUUCCGUAAGCUCCACAAGCUCACUUCGUUCCACCAGUUCCGCUAGUACCAGUUCCAUUAGUUCUACCAGCUCCACUAGUAGUAGUUCCGUAAGCACAACCAGCUCCAUGCCUUCAGCCAGUUCCGCUGUUCCAGUUGACUUUACUGGUGGUGAUCACGGUUCUGGUUCUGUAGAACCCAUCAAUGGUUGUCCAUGCUUGGAUUUCUCUUUCCACUCUCAGAAUACAGGAACAAUGCAAUACAGUAUUGUGCCUGAGGAAGUGAACUGGGUACAAGAUAACAUUUAUACUGUUACUUUGCAUGUCACCGGUCAGAAACAGAUUCCAUUGAAAUCUCUAUGGUCUUUGAAAAUCAUUGGCGUCAAUUCACCAGAUGGUUCGACUUUCCAAUUAUUUGGAUACAAUGAAAAAACUUACUUAAUUGAUAACCCAACGGACUGGACUGCCACCUUCCGUGUUUAUGGUCAAGCCGAUUCCAAUGAUCCAUCGAUUGUUUGGAUGCCUACCUUUCAAAUUCAAUAUGAGUACUGUCAAGGUAGUGCUGAUUGUUCUGAUUGGUCUUAUGGUACAACCACCUUCGAUUUAAUCACUGGCUGUAACAACUAUGAUAACUACAAGAGAUCUCAAACAGAUGCGGGAAGUUAUUUCUGGCCAGCUCAAUUGAGUGGUGAAACCAAAUAUCCUCAGAGCUAUCCAUGUGAGAAGCCUACCUCUACUUUAGCCUCGAGCUCUUCCACUUCCACCAGUUCAACAAGUAUCAUAUCUUCAGGCGUCUCCACAAUUACUACCGCAGAGCCACAAGAACAAACUUCAACCGCGUCUUCUACCGAAGCCAUUACUUCUUCUGAUGUUAUUUCAACUGAAUCCUCAACUGAAGCUACUUCAACUGAUGUUACCUCAACCGAAGCUAUCACUUCUGAUGUUACAUCAGCUGAAGUACCUUUUGAUGGUUCCUUAUCUUUUAGCCGCACUUCAGUGCCAGAAGAGCAAACUCCAACAGAGUCUUCCACUGAAGCUAUCACUUCUUCUGAUGUUACAUCAACUGAAUCUUCCACUGAAGCUACCACUUCUGAAGCUACCUCAACUGAAUCUUCCACCGAAGCUACCACUUCUGAUGUUACAUCAACUGAAUCUCCCACUGAAGCUACUUCAACCGAAUCUUCCACUUCCUCUACUACUACUGCAGACCCACAAGAACAAACUUCAACUGAAUCUUCUACCGAAGCUACUACUUCUGAUGUUAUCUCAACCGAAUCUUCCACUUCCUCUACUACUACUGCAAACCCACAAGAACAAACUUCAACUGAAUCUUCUACCGAAGCUACCACUUCUGAAGCUACUUCAACCGAAUCUUCCACCGAAGCUACCACUUCUGAUGUUAUCUCAACCGAAUCUUCAACUGAAGCUACUUCAACUGAAUCUUUCACUUCCUCUACUACUACUGCAGACCCACAAGAACAAACUUCAACUGAAUCUUCUACCGAAGCUAUCACUUCUGAAGCUACUUCAACCGAGUCUUCCACUGAAGCUACCACUUCUGAAGCUACCUCAACUGAAUCUUCCACUGAAGCUACUUCAACCGAAUCUUCCACUUCCUCUACUACUACUGCAGACCCACAAGAACAAACUUCAACUGAAUCUUCUACCGAAGCUACCACUUCUGAAGCUACCACUUCUGAUGUUAUCUCAACCGAGUCUUCCACUGAAGCUACUUCAACUGAAUCUUUCACUUCCUCUACUACUACUGCAGACCCACAAGAACAAACUUCAACUGAAUCUUCUACCGAAGCUACCACUUCUGAUGUUAUCUCAACCGAAUCUUCAACUGAAGCUACCACUUCUGAAGCUACUUCAACUGAAUCUUCCACCGAAGCUACCACUUCUGAUGUUAUCUCAACCGAGUCUUCCACUGAAGCUACUUCAACUGAAUCUUUCACUUCCUCUACUACUACUGCAGACCCACAAGAACAAACUUCAACUGAAUCUUCUACCGAAGCUAUCACUUCUGAAGCUACUUCAACUGAAUCUUCUACCGAAGCUAUCACUUCUGAAGCUACUUCAACUGAAGCUACUUCAACCGAGUCUUCCACUGAAGCUACCACUUCUGAAGCUACUUCAACUGAAUCUUCCACCGAAGCUACUACUUCUGAUGUUAUCUCAACCGAAUCUUCCACUGAAGCUACUUCAACCGAAUCUUCUACCGAGUCUUCCACUGAAGCUACUUCAACUGAAUCUUCCACCGAAGCUACCACUUCUGAUGUUAUCUCAACCGAGUCUUCCACUGAAGCUACUUCAACUGAAUCUUUCACUUCCUCUACUACUACUGCAGACCCACAAGAACAAACUUCAACUGAAUCUUCUACCGAAGCUACCACUUCUGAAGCUACCUCAACUGAAUCUUCCACUGAAGCUACCACUUCUGAAGCUACCUCAACUGAAUCUUCCACUGAAGCUACUUCAACCGAAUCUUCCACUUCCUCUACUACUACUGCAGACCCACAAGAACAAACUUCAACUGAAUCUUCUACCGAAGCUACCACUUCUGAAGCUACCUCAACUGAAUCUUCCACUGAAGCUAUCACUUCUUCUGAUGUUACAUCAACUGAAUCUUCCACUGAAGCUACUUCAACUGAAGCUACUUCAACCGAGUCUUCCACUGAAGCUAUCACUUCUGAAGCUACCACUUCUGAAGCUACUUCAACUGAAUCUUCCACCGAAGCUACUACUUCAACUGAAUCUUCCACCGAAGCUACUACUUCUGAUGUUAUCUCAACCGAAUCUUCUACCGAGUCUUCCACUGAAGCUACUUCAACUGAAUCUUCCACCGAAGCUACCACUUCUGAUGUUAUCUCAACCGAGUCUUCCACUGAAGCUACCACUUCUGAAGCUACUUCAACUGAAUCUUCCACCGAAGCUACUACUUCUGAUGUUAUCUCAACCGAAUCUUCUACCGAGUCUUCCACUGAAGCUACUUCAACUGAAUCUUCCACCGAAGCUACCACUUCUGAUGUUAUCUCAACCGAGUCUUCCACUGAAGCUACUUCAACCGAAUCUUCUACCGAGUCUUCCACUGAAGCUACUUCAACUGAAUCUUCCACCGAAGCUACUACUUCUGAUGUUAUCUCAACCGAGUCUUCCACUGAAGCUAUCACUUCUUCUGAUGUUACAUCAACUGAAUCUUCCACUGAAGCUACUUCAACUGAAUCUUUCACUUCCUCUACUACUACUGCAGACCCACAAGAACAAACUUCAACUGAGUCGUCUUCUGAAGUCACCUCAACUGGAUCCUCAACUGUAAUUACCGUAUCGUCAACCACGAUCUUAGAGCCAGAAGAACGAACUUCAACUGAGUCGUCUUCUGAAGUCACAUCAACUGGAUCCUCAACGGUACUUACCGCAUCGUCAACCACGAUCUUAGAGCCAGAAGAACGAACUUCAACUGAGUCGUCUUCUGAAGUCACCUCAACUGGAUCCUCAACUGUAAUUAUCGCAUCGUCAACCACGAUCUUAGAGCCAGAAGAACGAACUUCAACUGAAUCCUCAACUGAAGCUACUUCAACUGAAUCACCUAUCGAGGCUACCAAAUCUUCUGACAUUAUCUCAACUCAAUCAUCUAACACUAGCACUGAGGAAGAUAAUUACUAUACCAGCGCUUUGCCUCCAACCGUGCCCGAAAGCACCACUGAGAUGUCUUCGACUUCUGCCUCUUUCACUCCUCUAAUCCCAUCAGCUCUCUACCCCAACUCUACCAUAACCUCUGCUACAGCCACUACAACUGAAGAAACAUCUGAUAUUAACAGCCAGUCGUCGACUGUUCCAACGGAUUCACAAACUUCAAUUACCUCUGAUUUGACUACUGAUUAUUCUAUUUCCGAAUCCAGUCAAACAGUAACAUCGUUUGAAACAGAAUCGAAUGAUGAUAUUUCAGCAGUUGUUACACCAACUCAAUCUUCAACAACGACGCUUGCAGUUCCACCAGAUAGAUUGACCACUCUGUCAGAAAGCAGCUCUACUAUUUCUUCUGCAACAACAUCAACUACCACAGCUGAUCCGGAAGAAGCUGCUUCAUUAUCUACUCCCGCUACCAUCUCUUCCAGUGAAUUUAUUAGUAGCGAAAUACCAACCGCCGUUAGUGAAACAACCAUCUUCUCAGGAAGCUCCGAUAGUAUUACGACUUUGUUAAACACCGUAACCGAAGAGACCACCAAGACCUCAGUUACUGGUCCAGAAACUGAAUCUAAAACUACCGGGACGAUUACUGAGACCAACCCACCAAAUGUUAUUGUUUCUUCAUCCAUCACAUCCGAUGAAGUUACGGUGUUCUCUGGAACUGAUACUUUGACAACAAACCCAAGUUCAAGCACAUCGACUGUGACUUCCACCUCAUAUGAAACCGAUUCUAAGGGCCAUGUUACGAAGACAAACGUAUACACUGAAACACUAGUUGUUCCAUGUGAAACCACCGAUAACACAAUAUACCAAACAAAUCCCAAGGGUGAAACCACCGGUACUACUGUUGUACACACCUCUACUGUUCCAACUGGUGUAACAAACGAAAUUGCAACUGAUUCCGAAACCCAAACCUCUACCGAAAUUGCAACUGAGACCAAGAGUCAAGUCGCUGCUGAAACAAAGAACCCUGAAGCAAAGAACCCUGAUGCAGCCACAGAAACUGCUUCUAAAUCCAAUUCUAAUACCCAACCGGUUCCUUCUUACAUUUCUUCCGUCACAACAACCGCUCAACAACCAGCCAUCUCAUCAGAGUCCAGCGUACCAGCUGCCUCUUCAGCAACGGGUACUUCAUCGAAAACUACUCCAACCGCAGCUGUAUACACUGGUGGUGCAUCUGCCUCAAUUAUUUUCAACCGCUUCACUUUAAUCGUUUUACCAUUCUUAUUAACGAUGGCUAUUAUGUGA
Molecule: messenger RNA, 5637 nt
Organism: Kluyveromyces lactis
Lineage: Eukaryota; Fungi; Ascomycota; Saccharomycetes; Saccharomycetales; Saccharomycetaceae
Exons: 1
Coding region: 1-5637 (1878 amino acids)
Source: RefSeq, a predicted model, not a curated record